Molecule: messenger RNA, 637 nt
Organism: Chrysoperla carnea
Lineage: Eukaryota; Metazoa; Arthropoda; Insecta; Neuroptera; Chrysopidae
Gene: JTBR
Product: protein JTB
Exons: 2
Coding region: 67-525 (152 amino acids)
Biological process (GO): mitotic cytokinesis
Cellular component (GO): membrane; midbody; cytoplasm
Source: RefSeq, a predicted model, not a curated record
GUCAUAUGAAAAAUUACAGGCGCAAGGUAUGUUAAACUUCAAACCACUUUUUUAAAAACAAUAAUAAUGAUUGAAUCGUGUCCUAAAAGUCGUAUGCUGCUUGGAAUUACACUCCUAGGAGCGUUAACCAUACUUGUACUUGUAGUGGAAUCAAAUUGGACAGAUACUGGACCCAGACAUUAUAAAAAUUUCCCAGCUGUAGAAAAUAAUUCUACAUGUUGGCUCACACAGAAAUAUGAAGUAAUUAACGACUGCCAUCCAUGUACAGAAUUUGAAAUUGCUAGCCGUAGCAUAGGUGUAUGCAUUCAUACUCACUUCAAGGAAGUUUUAAAAUGUGCAAAUGGUGAAACAGUAACCCGCAGUUGUGAUCGUGUAGCAUGGUUAGAUGAACGUAACUUUUGGACUUUUGAAGCAUUAAUGUUUUUUGCAUCUGUAAUUUCAACCUUAUUUGUUCGUAUUCGACGAAAAACAUUAGAUCGUCGUGCUUUACAGCGUGUUCAACGACAAUUGGCGAAUAGUGUUUAAAAAAAAUGUGUGAACUAUAUAUCAAAUAUUACGAUCAUCUUCGAGAUAACCUUUUCGAAGUACCUCUCGAAUCUUUAAUAACGUUAUUUAUCUGUAAAUAUUUAACAGAUGU